Molecule: messenger RNA, 960 nt
Organism: Pieris macdunnoughi
Lineage: Eukaryota; Metazoa; Arthropoda; Insecta; Lepidoptera; Pieridae
Source: the annotation of a GenBank genome assembly
AUGUCGAAGGAUGCUGCUACUGGACCUGAUGAAUCUGCGGCAGCUAUCGAACAAAUAAUUGAAAAACGUGUUGGCUGUGCCCAUUAUAAACGUCGAGCAAAAUUCGUGACACCCUGCUGCAAUAAGUUGUACAUGUGCCGGUACUGCCACGAUGAGAAUGAGGAGCACUACUUCAACCGUAAGUCGGUGACUGAGCUGAUCUGUAUUGAGUGUGACACUCGGCAAAAAGUCCAGGCUGAAUGUCAAAAUUGUGGUGUACGGUUUGGAAAGUAUACAUGCCUCAUUUGCAACCUGUUUGAUGAUGAAGACAAGAAGCAGUACCAUUGUGAUGGCUGUGGAAUUUGCCGUGUUGGUGGCAGGGACCGAUUCUUUCAUUGUGAGAGAUGCAAUAUGUGUUUACCAGUGCAGUUGAAAGAAGUUGGUCAUAGAUGUGUAGAAAAUGUGUCUCGUGCAAACUGUCCAGUGUGUCUUGAAGAUAUUCACACAUCUCGAAUACCAUGCCACAUCCCAGAUUGUGGACAUUUGCUCCACCGACCAUGCUUUGAGGAAAUGUUAAAGUCUGGUCAUUACGCUUGCCCUACAUGCCAGACUAGCAUGAUUGACAUGUCGACAUUAUGGAAAUAUCUGGAUUCUGAAGUGGCAGCCACACCUAUGCCUCCAGAAUAUGCAGAUUAUAAAACAACUAUACUAUGCAAGGAUUGUCAUAAGUUAUCAACUGUGAAGUUCCAUGUGGUCGGCCUCAAGUGUCAACACUGUGGUGCAUAUAAUACUUGCCAGACUAAUGGUUUUCACAGAGAUGCGGGAACAUCUGAGCAAGUAGACUCUGCCACUUCAUCGACAAGCCGAAGUGCUUCAACAUCGACACCGACAAGUCGACGUGGUUCCUCGUCCUUCGAGCGCGAGUCUGAUGAAAAUGAACUGCCUCGAGCGAAUCCUAUGGAUGAACCCCCGCAGGCCUGA